Molecule: messenger RNA, 1321 nt
Organism: Sesamum indicum (sesame)
Lineage: Eukaryota; Viridiplantae; Streptophyta; Magnoliopsida; Lamiales; Pedaliaceae
Product: putative polygalacturonase At1g80170
Biological process (GO): carbohydrate metabolic process
Molecular function (GO): polygalacturonase activity
Source: RefSeq, a predicted model, not a curated record
ACAUACAUAUAUACCUUCGAAAUUUCAUGGAUACGUUUGGCGUACUCUUAUUCCUUUACGGUUUGGCUUCUUUACACUUAACUCACUCAAACCUAUGCACAAUUGAAGACCAUUUCAACGUUAUGGAUUAUGGAGCCACAAGUGAUGGUUAUACAGAUGAUUCAAGAGCAUUUGUAGAGGCAUGGAAUGCUGCUUGUAGCGCCCCAACCCAAUAUCCCAAAGUGAUUGUUCCACCAGAGAAGACGUUUUUGGUGAACCCUGUCAUCUUCCAUGGCCCAUGUGAUGCCUCAACAAUUAACUUCGAGAUUUCAGGGAGACUUAUGGCCCCGAAAUCACCUAGCUUGUGGGAUGGGAAGGAUGCAAGUCAAUGGCUAGGAUUUAAGGAUGUGAGUGGGUUGAAUGUUGAUGGAUUUGGGUCCAUUGAUGGUCAGGGAAAGGCUUGGUGGGAUCAAUCAUGUAGAUACCAUCCACAACUGAUAAACUGCACCAAAUUGGCUCCCACUGCGUUGAAGUUCAUCUCAUGCAAUGGGAGCAGCGUUAGCAAUUUGAAUUUCGUAAAUAGCAGCCAAACACAUAUACUGGUCACAGGCUGCAACAGUUUUAAUAUAAACAAUGUGUUGAUCGACUCCCCCCAAAAUAGCCCCAACACCGAUGGAAUUCACAUACACUCAUCUCAACAACUGGUCAUCACCAAUUCCAGGAUACGCAGUGGUGAUGAUUGUAUUUCGAUUGGUGAUCACAAUUCUAACAUCCAAAUAGCAAAUGUUGAAUGUGGACCUGGGCAUGGUAUCAGCAUCGGAAGCUUAGGAAAAUCGAGAAACUAUGUAAACGUAGAGAAGAUACACGUGACCAAUGCCUUCUUCAAUCGAACCACAAAUGGAGCUCGGAUCAAAACAUGGCAGGUCGGAAGAGGAUACGUGCGAGACGUUGUAUUUGAAAAUCUGGUGUUCUACUCAGUCAAGAAUCCUAUAAUCAUCGAUCAAAACUACUGUGACGUUAGAGAUGCAUGCAGAGAGCAGGUAACUGGAGUUCAAAUAAGCAAUGUAAGUUACAAGGAAAUAUACGGCACAUCUACCACAGACAUCGCCAUUAAUCUCAACUGCAGCAGAUCCGUACCGUGUCGUGGAAUAUGGAUGGAAUCCAUACAACUAACAUCAGCCAACGCUGGAAGAAAAGUUACUGCAAGUUGUGCAAGUGCUUAUGGCCAAGAAAUUGAUGUCGUUCCUUAUCCCUGUCUUUUAGACUAAAGUUGGAUGUUAUUAAUAUGUUCAGACAACACGAUAAAGAUGUAAAAGACUAAAGUAAAAAUCAUUUUACAGAA